CUUUUACGUUUAUACGCACACUAUCAAUCAACCAAAAAGAAAAGAAAAGAAAAAUCGAAUUAAAUGAGUGAAAACAGUGCUACCAUCCGUAGGACAUUUUGUCCCAGACUUUUACUUCUACAUGUCGCAUAUUUAUUCUCUUUUAUUAAUAUUAUAUAGAAUCUAUGCGUUGAAUGUUUUGCUUUCGUCGUUGUAAAUAUUUUUCUUUUUUUAGUUGAUCUUGCACAUUUUUAAAAAUAGAUCACACGCAGAGAGUGUAGUUUUUUGUCGCUACAUAACCCAGCGGCUGAUUAAAUAUAGACAGGUCCCAAAAUUUUCUAUGUAAAUCCGUUUUUAAAAGUUGUGUGUGAAAUAUUCGUAGUUUAGCUCUGAAUAAAGUUGUCUUUGAACAUUCGGUAGAGGAAAUGAUUUCCAUUUUUUUUUUUGAAACUUUAAUUACUCAACAAAUUUUGGAAGUGUUCUGUGUCGUUAAGUGAUUAAUUACGUCGAUUAACUGGCCAGUUUAAGUGUAUUAUGACAACAGGUUCAUUGAUUGUAAUAUAGCGCGUUGGUCACUCGUAUCAAAAUAGAAUUUCGAUAAAAUUUUUUUUUUUGAUCUACAAUUAUUCAAAAUAAGUUUGUCCAAUUAAAUCAUGCGCUAGUUUUUCCAAUAAAGUUUAAAUUCGGUUCAAUUGUUAAAUCAAAAUUGGUGAAAUUUUCUAAGUCAGUAUUUACCAAAAUAUCAUUCGGAAACUACGGAUGAGUGGAUAAUCAAUAUAGAUUUUCAACUCAACAAAAACAAAAGAAAAAGAAAAAUCAAAUCCGAGUGAAGGAGGAUGAUGUGUUAGUUUGAAUUGACUCCUUAGUAAUUAAGGAAAUCGAAGUAAUUUUAUUUAUAUGACUUGAGUCAUACACACGAAACUGAUUCAAAACGGAAGUCGAACACAUGUGAACGUUUGAAGCAACGACAAAAUGGAGCUGCCGAUCAUUUUGUGUGUAUUACUUCACAUAACCUCAUUUCAUACGGUUUUUAUGGCAUCAGAUGGAAAUGACCAAUCUGGAGAGAACUCGCCAUUACAUGAUGCGGUAGUCGAUGAUAAUUUUCUGAAUGUGAAGAAGCUGAUAAGUAAGGGCGCUAAUAAAAAUGCAAAAAACCACUUUGAUAGGACGCCACUUCAUCUGGCAGCCGAAAGAGGUUUUGGAAACAUUGUCAGAUUGCUUGUAGAUAGUCACGCAGAAAUUGAUACUAAGGAUAUGUAUGGCAAAAUCCCACUAUUUUUUGCCGCACAAAAUGGGCAUGUGGAAGUCUUCAGAAUGUUGUUGCAAGAGUACGAAGAUAGGAAAAUUGAUUACCUUAACGCUACAGACAUGAUGGGAAUGAGUUUACUUCAUUAUUCGGCUAUGAAUAAACAGCAGAAUAACACCGAAAUUCUUCGAAUUUUAUUACGGAAAGGCGUGACUGUUAAUGCUGUAGCAAGAGACCAUACAACACCACUCGUCUAUGCUGCUACCACAGGUAAUCCCGACAUGGUGCAAUUGCUGCUAGAUUCGGGAGCUGGUGUUAAUGUGAAUCUCAGAGACUCAACUGGGGAUACUCCCAUAAUGUAUGCUGCCUACGGAUCAGGAGAAGAUCGCCUAAAAGUUUUUCAACUCUUGUUGAAGAAGAACGCCGACGUGAAUAACGUAAAUAAUCUUGGUGAAACGACUUUAUUUUUCUUAGCUCGUUUUGGUGGCGACGAUCCAAAGCUUGCUGAGUUUCUCAUCCUAGGUGGUGCUCGCAUUAACGAUGCUAAUAAGGUCGGUGAGACACCACUUCACUAUGCAGCAAGAUCUGGCUAUGUACAAAUUGGCGAAAGUUUCAUCAAAAAUAAUGCCAACAUAAAUGCAAAAACCUUGGAGAGUCAGACACCACUCCACUAUGCAGUAAAAUUUGGUCAAUUUGAAUUUGCCGAGUUGCUCAUUAAUAACGGUGCUAAUACCAAUGUGGCAGAUGAAAACCAUUAUACACCGCUGCAUUAUGCUGUAAAUGCCGAACUAGGACAUCCAAAAAUACUCGAAUUGUUGACCAAUGGCGUCGAUAUAAAUGAUGCCAAAAAGGACGGGAAGUCGUUGCUUCAUUUGUCAAUCGAAAAGGGUGGAGACAUGGACACUUUUAAGUGGCUGCUCGAGAAAGGCGCCAGCGUAAAGGCCACCGACAGAGACGGUCGUUCGAUUCUUCAUGCGGCUGCUAACUAUGGUCGCACAGAUAUCGUAGAAUGGUUAAUUCAGAACCACCAUCCCAUAGACGAGAUUAUUAACAAACCGGACAACUAUGGAAAUACUCCACUUCAUUACGCGAUACGCGGAAGCCAUUACGAACUGACCAAGAUUUUGCUUAUCAAUCGGUCCGAGGUCAAUGCCAUGAACAAUGAUUUUGAAUUUCCUAUGCACUUGGCUGCACUUUCAGGGAAUGAGAACGUCGUAAAGCUUUUGAACAAAUACGAUGCAACGGUGAACGUGCGAAAUCGAUUUUAUUGGACGCCGCUGUUUUAUUCGGUUGUUAGCGGAAACGAGAAAGUGGUGACAGUCUUAAUCAAACAUGAAGACGAGGAUUUCAGUCUUAAUGAUAUGGAUGCCCAAGGAAAAACGGUUGUUCAUAUUUGCGCUAAAAGUGGUUCUGUGAAUAUUGGAAAGAUUUUGCAUUCCUAUGGCGCGAACGUGAGUGCCAUUGACGAGAAAGGUCGUACACCACUACAUGUAGCCGCGAAAUGGGGUAAUUCGGAUUUCGUUGCAUGGUUGAUCAAUUUACAGACGGACGUACAUAACCAACAAAACCGUGAAAUCGGUGGAAUCGAUGUUAAUGACAAGAAUGGAGAUACUCCCCUUCAUCUGGCCACCCGUUAUGGUCACGAGAAAACAGCUAGUGUGCUGAUACAGAAAGGAAGUGAUGUAAACAAGAAGAACAAAAACCAAAGCACACCGCUCCAUUAUGCUGCCGAAAACGGUUACGUAAAUAUUGCAAAAACGCUGCUGAUGCAUGGAGCAAAAAUCAAUGCAAAGACUAGCAAUAACGAAACAGCCAUCCUGUUAGCUAUUGAAAAUGGCAAACCGGAUGUUGUCGAUGAACUCCUUAGGAACAAAGCUGACACGAAUGUACACGAUGACGAUGAAAAAACGCUAUUAGAAGUAGCAAAGCAACAAAAGAACGAGGAGACCGUUAACCUUCUGACCAAACAUGACGUUCGGAAAAAAGAAGAAGCGCUCAUCUUCCACAUUUUCAUAGUCUUAAUUAUGAUAUUACUCGUUCCGCUGGUGAUCUUUAUCGUGCUGUUUUUCCAUAAACUGUGCCGAAAAGAAGCCACCGAUGGCGACACUGUUUUGAAAUUGACCGAUCUGCUGGAACGGUACAUGUUCCCGCAGAAUCAAGUGAUGUUGAGCACGCGUAUCGGUAAAGGCGUGUUUGGCACCAUUUACAAGGGAUACGCUCAUAAAAUUCUACACCAUGAGAAUGAGACGCUGGUUGCUGUUAAAGAAGUGAAAUCAAGCGGAAAAGAGGCAGACAGUCAUACUGAGGCACAGAAGAUGCUGUCUUUGGGAUCGGAAUUGAAGCUGUUGAUGCAGUGCGGAGGACAUUUAAAUUUGGUCAAUUUGCUGGGAAUUGUCGCCGAAAAUAUUGCUAAACAUGAGCUAAUGGUAAUAAUGGAAUACUGUCGAUACGGGAAUUUAAAAGAUGUACUGGAAAAGCAUCGGCAAAACGUUAAAAAUCAAAAUACCGACAGCAACGCAAUGCAGGUGUCGAAGAGUAGAAUUGCCGCUACAGCCAUUUCGGUGACACGGAACAAUUUAUCGUCUUGGUCAUAUCAAGUAGCUCAAGGGAUGCAUUUCUUGUCCGCACAAAAAAUUGUGCAUGCAAAUUUAGCGGCUCGUUCAAUUUUCCUUGCGGAUGGAAACAUUGCGAAAAUCAGCGAUUUUGGAUUAGCGCGUGCAAUGUAUAAAGCAGACGCAUACAUUGCCGAAAAAGAGAGCAAACUCGAAUACCAAUGGCUGUCCAUCGAAUCAAUGCAGAACAGAAUAUUAACAUCGAAGUCCGACGUUUGGUCGUUCGGUGUUUUACUGUGGGAAAUUUUCUCAUUCGGUGAGACACCAUAUCAAGACAUCGAAAUUUAUCAGCUAAAAAGACACAUCCAAAAUGGGCAUACUUUGGAAAAGCCAGCUUAUGCCAACGACAAUAUGUACGAAAUAAUGCAACAAUGUUGGCGCCGAAAUCCUGAAUCGCGUCCAUCAUUUGAUUCAUUGGAGAAAUGGCUUUCUCGAUUACUUUAAAAUUUAAAUUGUAAAUUUGUACUUAAUCUACGUUUGAUACAUACAUAUUUCUACUGAUCGUUUUUUAAAAUUAAAUUUGGCAUUUUUGUGUUGGUUAGUAUACAGUCGUCGCUAUUGAAGUGCAUUCGUUUCAUUUAUUUCUUUUUAUUUAAUUUAUUUUCGUUUUUUUUACUUUAUUUGUAGUUAUUUAUUUAUUUAAAACCCGUUGAAAUGCAUCUAGUAAUUUUAAUAAAACUUGAACUUUGACCUUUUGUAAAAAUCUUUU
This is a messenger RNA of Bradysia coprophila, 4546 nucleotides long. RefSeq lists its product as uncharacterized. NCBI's taxonomy places the organism in Eukaryota, Metazoa, Arthropoda, Insecta, Diptera, Sciaridae. The record is from RefSeq and is a predicted model, not a curated record. Gene Ontology annotation, molecular function: protein binding; ATP binding; protein kinase activity. Gene Ontology annotation, biological process: protein phosphorylation.